Linepithema humile (Argentine ant) is the source of this 974-nucleotide messenger RNA. RefSeq names its product ankyrin repeat domain-containing protein 49-like. NCBI's taxonomy places the organism in Eukaryota, Metazoa, Arthropoda, Insecta, Hymenoptera, Formicidae. Gene Ontology annotation, molecular function: protein binding. The record is from RefSeq and is a predicted model, not a curated record.
UUGUAAACAAAGCAAGUAUGUCAUCGGAUGAAGAGAACGAUGAAUUACAAGACUUGGAGGCGAUACGGGAUAAGAUUCUUAGCACACCACAUAGUGAACGCAUGCAAGUUAGUGCCUGGGAGGAUGAUGAUGACGGUGUGGAAGCAGAACGUAAUGCGAAAGAACCUGAUGCUAAAGCGAUGUUGACUGCUGCUGAAAAGGGAGAUCUAGAAAAAAUUAAGAAAUUAUUAAACAAAAAUCACCAAUUGCUGAAAUGUACUGAUAAAGAUGGCUAUACUCCUCUUCACAGAGCAUGCUACAGCAAUAAUUUAGAAGUAGUAGAGUAUUUACUAGAAGUAGGAGCAAAAGUAGAUGCUAAAACUCAAGAUGAUUGGCAACCUCUACAUUCUGCAUGCUGUUGGAACAAUGUGGAAUGUGCUGAAGCUUUAAUCGCAAACGGAGCUGACAUAAACGCUAAAAGCAAAGGAGAUCAAACACCUUUACAUGUGCUUUCCGCUAGUUCACACAAUUCUCCUGCUCUACAACUUUUCCUGUUACACCCGGAUACAAACCCUUUUAUAAUAAACUCCAGUGGGGAUACUGCAGAUCAAAUUGCAAGAAGAACAACAAAAUACUAUCCUAUGUACGAAAUAAUUGAACCUUGCCUAAAUGAAUUUUAAGGUAAACAGCUGUAUCUAUCUCGAUAAAUGACAUCACAGCAUUUCAAUGCAACAAACAUUUAUUUAACAUACAUAUAUUUAUAUACAUGUCAGAAAUAUGAGCAAGAAUGGAAGGAUGAAUGUUUGUGUAAAUGUACAAUUUUUGUUAUUUUAUAAAAAUUUAUAUUCAUAAAUUACAUUAUUAAACAAUGAGACAUAUAAUCUAUAUGGCUAUAAUAUAUGCUCCGAUAUAAAAGUAUAUAAAAAUAUGAUUCAUAUGUAAUUAGAGCUAUAAUCAUUACAUCCAAAGAAUCAAUAAAAUAAUACUACAUUGUU